AAGACAUGGCGUUCCCUGACGGAUUUGGAUGGGGGGCAGCCACGGCAGCUUAUCAAGUGGAAGGAGGCUGGGAUGCAGAUGGAAAAGGCCCUAGUGUCUGGGAUACAUUCACCCAUCAGGGAGGAGAGAGAGUGUUCAAGAACCAGACUGGCGAUGUAGCUUGUGGCAGCUAUACUCUGUGGGAGGAAGAUUUGAAAUGUAUCAAACAGCUUGGAUUGACUCAUUACCGCUUCUCUCUUUCCUGGUCACGUCUGUUACCUGAUGGGACGACAGGUUUCAUCAACCAGAAAGGAGUUGACUAUUACAACAAGAUCAUCGAUGAUUUGUUGGAAAACGGCAUCAAGCCUAUAGUGACACUCUUCCACUUUGAUUUGCCUCAGGCUUUAGAAGACAAAGGCGGUUGGCUGUCAGAGACAAUCAUUGAAUCCUUUGACAAAUAUGCCCAGUUUUGUUUCCGUACAUUUGGGGAUCGAGUCAAGCUGUGGAUCACCUUAAAUGAGCCUAAUAUGUUUGCCCUGAUGGCAUAUGAUCUUGGCAGGUUUCCUCCUGGUGUGCCUCACCUAGGAACUGGAGGUUAUCAGGCAGCUCAUAAUUUGAUUAAAGCCCAUGCCCGAUCCUGGCACAGCUAUGAUUCCUUAUUUCGAAAAGAGCAGAAGGGUCUGGUAUCCCUGUCAUUCUUCAUUGCCUGGGCGGAACCAGCAGAUCCCAACUCAGCAUCCGACCAAGAAGCUGCUAAGAGAGUUAUGGCUUUCCAUCUAGAUCUUUUUGCUAAACCCAUAUUUACCGAUGGUGAUUAUCCUGAAGGGGUCAAGUCCCAGAUUGCUGCCAUGAGUACGAAGCAAGGCUACGCAUCAUCCAGGCUUCCAGAAUUUACAGAGGAAGAGAAGAAGAUGAUCAAAGGCACUGGUGAUUUCUUUGCUGUGCAAUAUUAUACAACUUGCUUAGCCAGACUCAAGGAGAACAAGAAAGGAGAACUGGGUGCUCUUUAUGAUGCCGAGGUUGAAAUUUCUACAGACCCAUCUUGGGUCAAUUUGGACUGGGUCUAUGUGGUGCCGUGGGGAAUACGUAAAAUACUGAAGUAUGUUAAGGAAACCUAUAACAACCCUGCAAUUUACAUCACUGAGAAUGGUUUUCCCCACAGUGACCUCACAUCUUUGGAUGACACUCAGCGCUGGGAAUAUUUCAGACAGAUAUUUCAGGAGCUGCUCAAAGGUAUCCAACUGGAUGAAGUCAACCUCAAAGUAUAUUGUGCAUGGUCUCUUCUGGAUAACUUUGAGUGGACACAGGGGUAUAGCAGCCGGUUUGGUUUCUUCCAUGUUGACUUUGAAGAUCCAGCUAGACCUCGAGUACCUUAUAGUUCGGCCAAGGAGUACGCCAAGGUCAUUCGGAACAAUGGCCUAGAGGGUCAAAAAUAGAGACAAUGGUUCAGCUGUUCCACCUGGAGAAGAAGUCUUUGUUUUUGCAAGGGAAAUGCAUAUCAGAGAAAAUUCAACUUGCUUUUGUAAUCACUCACUGAACAGUGAAUCUGAAAUUGGAAUAUAUGAUGUCUAGAGAUAUAAUAAUUUCCUUUUCCUUAUUUUCACGUAGAUCCAGAAAACAAACAAAUAUAAUAGAAAACCACUGCUACUGAUUGUUAUAUUAAUAAAUCAGAUAGAUUUGGAAACUUCUAUUCAAAUACUUAAAUUUAUCUAGAAAAAUUUCUAAAAUCUACAAAGACAGGUUAUUGAUAAUUUUCAAGUCUGACAACAAAUUUUCUCUUAAAAGUACACUUGCUUUCUCGUCUGUUUUUUUUUUCUACCUACAUAAACUGACAUUUUCCUAGUAGAUCCAAUUUCCUGUGGUCCAUAAUUGUUUUACUAUUAAAAAUACUA
Sorex fumeus (smoky shrew) is the source of this 1871-nucleotide messenger RNA. RefSeq names its product cytosolic beta-glucosidase. Gene Ontology annotation, biological process: carbohydrate metabolic process. NCBI's taxonomy places the organism in Eukaryota, Metazoa, Chordata, Mammalia, Eulipotyphla, Soricidae. The transcript has 5 exons. Gene Ontology annotation, molecular function: hydrolase activity, hydrolyzing O-glycosyl compounds. Bases 6 to 1415 code for a protein of 469 amino acids. The record is from RefSeq and is a predicted model, not a curated record.